AUGAUAGAGGAAAGGGAACCUACUAAAAGGAAAAAAAAGGUCUCUUUUGCAACAUUGAAGGAAUAUUUAGAUUGGGAAAGGAGGCGUUUGAAGGAAGUGAAAAAGCAACAUUCUGUAGAAGAGAAUGGUAUUAAAAAUGAUGGGAAACAUUACCUGGAUCUAGAAGAACAAUUCAAUAGAAUGCAAGACAUUCGUAUCAAAGCCUUAAAGGAAAAUAAAAGUUUAAGAGAGGAUAUAAAACGCCUACAAAAUGAUCUCUCGAUUAUUAGAAGUGAACAAUACGGGGAUGAGGGCGAUGACCUUGUUCUGGCUGUCGAAGGUAACUUAAAAUUAGAAGAUAAAAUAAUUUUUCUCCAGAAACAAAUAUCUGAAUAUGAUAUAUCAAUUAAGGAAGACAAUGAGAAACUAGGUGCUAUUGUUAGUGAAGUUGAGGAGAAUGAUCAAGAGCUAAUGAUGUCGGCCCUUAAAGUGACUCAACUCCAUAGCACAAAAAAAGAGUUAGUUCAACAAAUUCAAGCUUUGCAAGAACAGCUGGUAAGGGAAGAGAAUUUAAUUGCAUGUCUGCAGAAAGAGAAUUCCUUAGAAUCUAAAAGGCUGGGCCAGAGAGAAGCAUUGUUGAGGAAUUCUAUUUCAUUACUGGAAGAAGAAAUUUGUAGGAACGAGGAACUUUUAUUGCAAAGUCAAAAAAAAAUCGUAUUAGAGACUUCCAAGGAAAGAAAUCUGUCAAAAAUUAAUGAAGAACAAGAAGUGAAGAUACUUAUAUUACAGGAGAAAAGAAAGGAGGUAAAAUUUCAUCUUGAAAGUAAAAAAGCUUCUUUGGCCCUUUUAAUCCGAAAUUCCAAAAAGGAUAGCUCUAAACUAACGCAAAACAAUGCACCUGCCAGCCGAACAUAA
Messenger RNA from Naumovozyma castellii, 894 nucleotides. RefSeq lists its product as uncharacterized. NCBI's taxonomy places the organism in Eukaryota, Fungi, Ascomycota, Saccharomycetes, Saccharomycetales, Saccharomycetaceae. The transcript has a single exon. Bases 1 to 894 code for a protein of 297 amino acids. The record is from RefSeq and is a predicted model, not a curated record.